AUGACUCCCGCGCCCCAAGUCCUCCAAUCCGCCCGCCACCAACACUAUACCCGGCCUGGAGCGAGGACGAGCGGAGGAGCUUCCUCUUCUUCCAGCAAGUCACGGUCCGGAAGAUCGUCACCCUGCAUCGAGAUUUCGCCUUUUGGACCGAGCAUGUUCCUAAACUGGCAAGACAAGCAUGGAGCCUUUCGACACUUGGUCGUUGCGAUUGCAUCCACGCACGAGCUUCUGCUCCACGUGGAUUCUAUCAGGCUGGACGUCUUUGCACUGACGCAAUGUAACAAGGCUACGGAGCUACUGCGUGCGAGAUCGGACUGGCAGCCGUCGUACUUAGUCGUCAGCUGCAUUCUGAUGGUGGCGUACAGCCUGCUGAGAUGCGACUACGCCCACGCCGAUUUGGGCGUCGAGAACGGAUUGAAGAUUCCCCUCUGCGAGGCCAUUUGCAAGAACAGCUGCUGUGCAAGCGCAGAGGCAGGGGGAGGUUACAAAACCAUUCUCACACGACUUGGGAAAUCUCAUGGCUUCAAACUGUGGACGCCGGAUAUCUCUCACCAGUUCGAAAAGUCGACCGCGAGCCAAUCGUGCAUGACGAUUGAGACGGAUCAUGUUCGGGGUCCGUUCACCAGUACUGGUCAGAUUUUGAAGGCAUACAAAGACAUCAUGAUCCAGGUGGUGGCGCGGCUCAUGAGAAACCUUGCGAGAGGAGCAUACAUUCCCCAGCAUAGUCCCGUGGCACAAGAAGCAAUUCGGCAGCUGGCCAUGUUUGCAUAUUACUGGGAGAAGAUGUACAGCGAACUCCCUGAAGGAGCAGAGGCUGAACGUCUUGAGCUAAAGCACCUUCGAAUCGGCCUCGAUUACGCCUACGUUCUGUUCUUCUCCAAAAUUAUCAGCCCGCGAGAGAGGACUUUCGACGCAUACUCCAGCAUUGUCGACCAUGCACUCGACCUCGCAGAAGAUGUCAUGGCUGCAUAUCAGGAUGGCCGACCGGUUGUGUACGUAGACCGUGUGGUCAACGGCCCACUCUUCAGCAUGGCCAUGUGUUCCCGGUGUCCCAAGCACAAAGAGAGAGCCAUGAGGAUGCUUCGUGCCCAAUCCGGCUCCCCCGACGGACUCGACCACUGGCUGCGAGGGAUAAUAAUCGACCUACUCGUACAAGCCGAGAACCGAGAAUGGGGCGAGCGAGAACUGCAUGCCUACCUACCGAAAGACAGAAUCACUUUUUCCGACAUGUCCUGCCACGAACAGACAAUUCGCAUGGACUCCGCCGUCGUCGGCCCGACGACUGAAUACUUCGACUUUAUCGAGACAGAAGCGGACUGGGAGCCCUGGUUCGGACCGGGCAUUACCUCCAGCAUGGUUCAUGAUGCGUGCCAGGGGAUCAUGGCGGCGUACCGCACGUAUGGGAAGCCGAGGCCGACUGAGGCUCCUUGUGGUUAUGUUCGCGAGAUGAGGUAUAAAGGGAGGCCGGUUCAGGUGCUUUGGGACGAGGAUUGGCGGCCGGAGGGAGUCUCUGAAGAGUCUUCUGAUGAUGACUGUGAAGGCAUCACUGAUGAUUCAGAUUGA
Zasmidium cellare ATCC 36951 is the source of this 1563-nucleotide messenger RNA. RefSeq lists its product as uncharacterized. NCBI's taxonomy places the organism in Eukaryota, Fungi, Ascomycota, Dothideomycetes, Mycosphaerellales, Mycosphaerellaceae. The record is from RefSeq and is a predicted model, not a curated record. The coding region runs from base 1 to 1563 and encodes 520 amino acids. The transcript has a single exon.